Molecule: messenger RNA, 561 nt
Organism: Entamoeba invadens IP1
Lineage: Eukaryota; Evosea; Mastigamoebida; Endamoebidae
Exons: 1
Coding region: 1-561 (186 amino acids)
Molecular function (GO): protein binding
Source: RefSeq, a predicted model, not a curated record
AUGGUCAAAAAUAUCAUUACGAACACAAACACAGAUACCAAUCAACACAUUUCCUUUGAAGCUAAUGAGCCAUUUAGUAAAGAAUAUCAAUUAGUGUGUUAUAGUCAUACCUUUGGGCACUUUGUCCUCUUAAGAACUCCAAUUUUCUAUUAUGAGAUUGAGGUAUUGCCGAACGCGUCUUCGCACGUCAUCGAAGAAAUGAUCAUAUCCAUUGGCCUCACCCCUACAAAAGAUUACCCAGAUAACAAACACAUUGGGUGGAUCGGAAACGCUAUUGGCUUCCACUCGGACGACGGACAACUCUUUGAUAACACGGGCUCGGGAGCAAGUUUCGAUCGGCCUUAUAACUCGGGAGACGUCAUUGGAGUCGGAUUUAAUGUAAUGAAGAAGGUCGUCUUCUUCACUAGAAACGGGAAAAUAGUCAAUAACAAAUUCAUCCCGACAUACUGUGACACUAUGUACCCAGCUCUCGGAUUUUCAACAUGCUACUCUGUCUCAGUUAACUUCGGACAACAGCCGUUUGUGUUCGACAUCCUCGAAGAAAUUAAAAAGGCAAUUUAA